Molecule: messenger RNA, 3790 nt
Organism: Carassius auratus (goldfish)
Lineage: Eukaryota; Metazoa; Chordata; Actinopteri; Cypriniformes; Cyprinidae
Product: interleukin-17 receptor A-like
Exons: 15
Coding region: 989-2893 (634 amino acids)
Molecular function (GO): interleukin-17 receptor activity
Source: RefSeq, a predicted model, not a curated record
AUAUGUAAUGUCAAUACAAUGGAGCAAACGAAGAAGCUACACAAAAAUAUAGAACUGCUAUCUAAUACGCAUGAAUAUAGCUCGCAGUUGUUAUAAGCUGAAGGUCCUUACCUCUCAGAUGAAGGCUGUUUUGGCCAAAGGGAAGAAACUCUGCAGAUUUAUAGAUACUGAAGCACUCGUGAGAGGCUGACUAAAAUAGACUACUGUCCACACAUUAUUGUUACUGUCAGAUGCUUCACAUCCCAAGCUGCAGAGUGACAGGGCACCUGCUGCUCAAGUGUACUUCAUGUUCUCUAGACUAAGGGCUGCCAUCUGUAAGGCAAAAGAAGAACUGCAGCUGUAGCAAAGAAGUACUACAUUUCAUCAAACAGCUUCUUCCUGCCAUCCAUUCCAGACAUGGCCUCCACAUUCUUACGCCAAUCAGUCACCUCUUCUUUCUAUAAAUGGAUAAAAAUGUUGGCUUUGAAAUCUGACUUUGAUGGCAUUUUGAAUUCAGUAAGCGCAUCAAACUUGGCAUCGUGUGACUUCUUAACCUUCUUCAGUUUGGUUUGUUGCUUUGUGCCCUUCAUUUCCCAAAUCUUCUGGGUCAAGGAAUGGAUCUGUAAUGGACCACAAUGAUGGCUGUGAGUCAGAAGCACCAGACUGUCCUUGCAUAGUUGGAACUGCGAAGGACAAAUGCGAUGACCCUUGGCUGGACUCCACUUCGUCCACGGUGAAGGCUGAUCCGGUCGUUCCACAGCAUGAAGUUGAUGUAUUUCCUCAGCGACCAGCACGGAUCAGCUCCAGGCAUGAGGAAGUGGAUAUAAUCCUCUUUUGGAAGGCUAAACAAAGUAGUUUUGCGUUCAUAACAAAACACAGCGUAUCCACAACAUGGUGGCAACAACAAUACUACAGCGAGAAUUCAAAUAGGAUCUAAGAAAGCCAUGAGAGGAUGUUCGAUGAUUUUUCACAAGUGUAUGUCUGUCGCAGUACCAGAAGAUAUUAAACCAUGAGGGCGAUUUGCUUCUCUCUGUUGAUGCUUUCAUGUGUCAUAAUGGAAAUCUUAGCCCUGCAUCUCAUUGAAAUCCCUCCGAUGGAAUGUUCUCAAGAGGGAGUAGAAUGCAGGGUCCAAGUAGGUAACUGUUCAGAUGAAGGUUGGGUGGUGCCAAGGUAUCAUGCCCCAGGGUUUCCUGAUGUAACUGCAAAGAUAGAAGCCAAGAGGGAUGACACUGGGCAGUUUGCACCAUUUCUACUCAUUACAUGGAGUCAGUUACCUGACAGUAGUAUAUUGACGCUGAAAGGGACUGAAGUGCGAGUGGUUGAAAUGUCCACAAAUCACAGUGUUUGUGUUCGGUACAUUUUUUGUAACACAACACUGUUGCUAACAAACCCAGGAGGGGAUAGGUGGACAUUUUCUUUGGAGAGAAUUGUGGUCAUUCCCAACUUUAAAUACCAGGUAUUUGUAACCAAUUUGCCAAAGUCAGACAUAGGGAGCUAUCAAACGAUAACCAACAUUACAGUCCCAGAGCACAUUUGGGAUCCGAAGGAAAAAUGGUCAGUGUCAAAAUGUAAAGAAAAUGGUGACUUGGUGAUAACAAUUGAAUUUGAACCAGUUCAGUUCUCUGAUCAAUACAAAGUCUCCAUCUGCAGUCUUGACCUUUACCCAGAUCUGGUGAACUCCACAAUGCCACCUGAUGAUAACAAGCGAUUUCUGAGGGUUAAUUUCCCGCUGGAAGCAUGCCGGAUAAAUCACUGCAUUUUGGAUUUGGUGAUUCAGCCACUGUCGCUUCGGAGCAUGAAUAACUUUCUGGAAUACAGAGGGAAAGUUGAUAUCUGUCCCCUUCUUCCAGGUGUUCCUGUUGUUUUUAUCAUUUUGGUGACACUGGUGCUGUUGUUAGCUUUACUGGCAGCUGCUGUUUGCAUUUUUGGCUGUAUUCGAUUUUUGAAGAACAAGGAUUCACAUAAAGAAACGCCAUCCUCAGACAGCUCAACGUGUGCAAAGGAUAGACUGGAGUGGAAUCCCAUUCAAGAGCCUAAGAGGGUCAUCAUCAUUUAUUCUCUGGACCACCCCCUGUACAAAGAAAUCGUCUUAAAGUUAUGUGCCUUCAUGAGGGCUAAAUGUGGUACAGACAUCACUCUGGAUCUCCUGGAUGCCGUCUGGCUCAGCACAAUCGGCAGAAUUCAGUGGCUGGAUAUGCAAAGGGAACGAAUCUCCAAGUCCUCAGAUAAAGUCCUGAUCUUGUGCUCUCCAGGUGUACUUGCCAAGUGGAAGGCCAUGUGCGGUGAGCACAAAGUGAGGCUGAAGGAGGAUGAAUGUUCACCCAUAGGAGACAUGCUGACGCCGGCUCUGAGCCUCAUUAUACCGGAUUUUGUUCAUGCUUCAUCUUUCUACAACUACAUGGUGGCUUAUUUUGAUGACGUGUGCAGUGAGGAUGACGUUCCAGCACCUUUUAACGUCGUGGUGAAGUACAAACUCAUGAAGCACUUUGAAGAACUUUACUUCCGAAUCCUAGACAUGGAAAAACAUGAGCCGGGACGGACUAAGUGCAUUGAAGGCAUCAGGGAGAAUGAUUUCUUCUGCUGUCCAUCAGGGCAAGGGCUUCAGAAUGCUAUUGAAGCUUUUAAAAAUUACCAGCUGAAGAAUCCAAACUGGUUUGAAAUGGAGCUUUUGGACACUGAUGAUGAAGAAGAGGAGUCAACAUUUCCUACAGACAUUAACUAUGGCUCUGUCACUGAAUGCCAUCUUCUGUUUGAAGGGUAUAAAGCUCAUACAUGUGUCAAUAUGAUUAAGCAUCAGAAUGAUGAACAUGUUUUAAAGUCUUCUAUUGCAGAGACAGCCAUAAUACUCAGCGAGAAUUCUUCAGUUCUUACCACAGAUGUGUAUUCCAGUGGUCCAGUAUCCAGUAGCUAUUAAAUUGAAAGGUUUACCAGCAACUAAAACUGUAGCACAACAUGAAAUAUGCUUACAGGCUCUGUGAAUCGAUCUAAAAUUAAGCUUGACAUCAUAGUAACCAUUACACUUCUGUUAUACAUUUCCCAUCAUUUUAUUUAUAUUAGUUCAGCUUUGUCUUUGUCUGAAUACUAUUUCAAAGUUAACGUAUGUUCAUUUUAUUCUACACAGUUAUGCUAAUUUGUCCAUUAAUACAGAACAAAGAAAAAGACAUAUAACCACAAUAACAUGUUUAUGUGAGAAAAUUUUAUUUGCUGGCAACUUUUUCAGAUUAUUUACCACAUCAUACGAUAAUUAUUUGUGCUUUUCCUUUACUUUCCAAGUUAUAGGCAAAAUUUAUAUUUGUCUACAAAACUCAUUUUAUGCAUUUAAAUCAGCUUAUUUCAUACUUUAUGUAUGAAAGUUUCAUAUCAAGUUAUGAAACAACUUAUAAAACACUUUUCAAAUUGUGAGUAAAAAAGGAAUGAAAUAAUUUACAAAUCUCAUGAACUUAUAUUUUAUAUUUUAAGAGCAGCUGGAGGACCAAUUUGCAACUUAUUAGGUCAGUUGGCAAAAUGAUUGGGUAUCAGAAGUCAAGAUGGGCAGAGGAUCACCAAUUGCCCCAAUGCUGCGGUGAAAAAUAGUGGAGCAAUAUCAGAAAGGAGUUUGUUUCAUUAGUUUUCCUGAGUUUGCCUGAUUAGUUAAUCUGCAUUCAUUAGUUUCCACCUGUGUUAUAUGAAUCAUCUUGUUUGCUCCUUUGUUUCCCUUUUUCUUUAAAAGGCUUCAGUUUCAUUCUGUUCUUGGGCCUGAAUUAACAGUACGCUGAUGUUAAUAUAUAAUGGUGUAUGUGGUUUAUGCUUAUUAAAGAAACUGCUUUGAUUC